AUGAGGGCCUUGUCAUUAGUGAAAAGAAUUGAGUUUGAGUUCCCAGGAAAUGUAGCCAGAAAUGCUUUAGCUUUAGGUGAUGUUGAUAAUGAUGGAUGCAAUGAGUUGGUAGUUGGAAAUCACAAUGGGGAAGUUGCAAUAUUCAAGGGAAGAGAAAAGUUUCAAACUAUCACAAAACUGUCCUUUGUAAGUUGUAUUGCAAUUGGUGAUGUUAUGAACCAGAAUAAAAAUAUUUUAAUUGUUGUUACUGGAGAUGGUUGGUGUUAUUUGUAUGCUGCUCCAGAAUAUAGUGACUCAGAGUUGACUAUGACAAAUGUUGAAGGGAUAGAACAGAUUGAUGGUCAGAUACAUUCAACCUCAGGGACUGGUAGUUUUGAAACCCUACCAAGUAGUGAUACCGGGAGUACCAUCAAAAUAAAAAGAGAAAAUGACAAAAAUGAACUAGUUUGCAUACAUAAGCAAAGAAUUCCUGCUAAUGCCAAGCAUAUUAUUCUGGGAGAUAUUGAUGGAGAUGGGUAUACAGAAAUGGUUCUAGGAUUGACAGAUAGAGUUGUUCGUUCAUACAGAUGGAUUGCCAAUCCACAUAAAAGUGAUUUCAACAUUAUGGAUGCUAAUUUGGAUUUUGAACCAUCAGAAAAAUUGCUAGGUAAAUUCCUGGCACUCAAUAAAUGGGAAUGUGCCAACCAAAUAGGAUCCAUAACUUUGCACCAUUCAUUAGAUGGAAAGGCAUCAAUUCUUAUUGCCCAACCGGGAGGAACUUUCAUGAGAAUCAAAUGUUCAUCUGACAGCGUUGCCGUUCAGGAAGAUUUCGAAAACUCGGGGCAUAGUCAUUCCAACAGUUCUGGGGCUGAAGUUAUAUCCGGUACGGUAGACUAUCAAUUCCUGGGAAUAUCUCGAAUGAGAAACCCCAAUAUUUCCACAGAAAUUCUAGGUGAUCUUAGACGUGAACAAACCAGUGAAGUUGUCCCCAGCAAAGGAAAACCCUAUGCUUUAGCUACGCUUGAUGGUACAAUCAUGUUAGUUCAAGAUGAGGUGAUCUCAUGGGCUUUCGCUGUAGAUCAUCAGAUUUUCGCGCUGACUAAACUGGACGUCACUGGAAAUGGUUCAGAUGACAUAGUCGUAUGUUCUUGGGACGGUCAAACUUACAUUUUAGACCAGGACAAGAACUGCGUGAGGUUUCACCUGGACGAGCCAGUGCAAGCUUUCGAAAGCGGUUUCUACAACCUAAAAACAACUGAAGCAGAUGUCACUUGUCUGGUUUACAUAAAUUUCAAAAAUACGAUUGCUGUUUAUUAUGACCUUCCAUUGAAAGAACUGACUUGCAAAAAAUUCGAGCCUGAUCCCGAGAAACUCAGCAAGCUUUUUGUUGGGGACGAUGUUUCCGCAGAAAAAGCACUAGAAAUCGUGAAAACUAUGGACAGAAAGACAAAAAAAGAGCUCGUAGAGCAUUUAUUGUACAAUGUAUAG
Messenger RNA from Phaedon cochleariae (mustard beetle), 1467 nucleotides. The record is from the annotation of a GenBank genome assembly. Lineage: Eukaryota; Metazoa; Arthropoda; Insecta; Coleoptera; Chrysomelidae.